Molecule: messenger RNA, 4619 nt
Organism: Zophobas morio
Lineage: Eukaryota; Metazoa; Arthropoda; Insecta; Coleoptera; Tenebrionidae
Exons: 4
Coding region: 1400-2227 (275 amino acids)
Source: RefSeq, a predicted model, not a curated record
UUCGGCUCUACUAGGGUGGGGGAUGCCGUGGUUAAAAUAUUUGCAUAUAUUUCGCAGUCACCCUGUAUGUGCGCAUGCUUUUCCCGAUUGGAGAGGGAGGAAGCAAGCGGAACGAGUGGUACGAGAAAAAUUCGGCCGUACCGUACAUAAAUGUCCAUAUUUGUGAUUUUUCAACGACACGUUUUCUAUUCCCAUCAAUCCCCCUGAACGCUAUAUCCCCACUACUAAAGAAAAACCCGUGUUCAUUCCUUCCUCCUCCUCCUCCCACCUCCCUCAUGCGAUAAUGAGUACCUUGGGAGGUAUAAAUUGUUCAGUGGACCCUUUUCCAUUUAUUGUGUUUUUAGUGCUUGUGGUGACAAUUUUCACAAAUGGCCAACUGUGAAUACAAAAACUUGGCCAUAGAUGCGUCUGUCGACAAGCAAAUUCAGAUUUGCUUCCAAGGAGUCCGUUACAAUAUUUGUUGUUACAGAGCCAUUCUGAACACGAUGUCUUCAACAAGAUAUUUAUGUCUGGUUUGUGGAUGUUCAGAAACGGAAGUAGAAAGGAUGCACCAUUUUCCAUCAAAUGUGGAGAGGUCAAAGAUAUUGCAGGAAAACAUGGGAAUGACGUAUUCUGGGGAAUCCCAUAAGAACCAAAGAAUAUGUUCUCGUUAUUUUACUGCAAAUAGUUAUAUGGAUUCUAAACUUCGACGAGAUGCUGUUCCAACACUCUUCUCUUGUAAGCCAACAUUACAACCAAGAGAUGAAGAAACUGGAAGUUUUGAAAGAUCAACAACUGUCGACGUAGCUGCUUCCUCACUUGUAGAAGAUACACCACUAGUGCCCAGUUCCUCAAUACAACCAUUAAUAGCCAUUCCCAGAAUAUCGCAAGAAAUACCAAUCGCGAGUACAUCUCGAAGUGAAAAACGAAAGCACCCGUUGUUCAAGGGCAUUGAAGGCCUAUCACGUGCUGAGAGUACACCAAGAAAACGCUAUCUAAUGGAUGUGGUAACAAAAAAGGAGGAUCACAUCCGGAAACUGAAGAGGCAAUGCAAGCAACGUGGACAGGAUAUUAAAGCAUUGCAAGAUUUGUCUGAGUCAAAUGUUGCACGGACCCUUUUUAAAGGAUUGUCUCAAGAAACGGCUAAUUUUUUAAUUGCACAGUUGAGGUGUGGAAAGCGAGCACCAAAAGGAAGAAGGUGGAGUGAUGCAGAAAAAGUUGUAGCAUUGGCGAUCUAUAAAAGGGGGCCAAAAUGUUACAACUUUUUACGCAAAAUUGUGGCCUUGCCGUCAAGAAGGACAAUUCUUGCACUGCUAGAAAAAGUGCCUUUGGAAGUGGGAAUAAAUGAACAUUUGUUUAGAUACUUAAACCAAUCCCUACACGAGAAACUGAUAGGCUGUGUGUCCUUCUGUUUGAUGAGAUGGACAUACAAGCUAAUUUGUAUUAUCAUAAAAGUGCGGACCGAAUUAUUGGUUAUGCAGAUUUCGGGGGCGAAGACAACAGACUUGAAGUUGCCAACAAGGCAUUAGUUUUUAUGUGCCAGGGUGUGUCACGAAAGUGGAAGCAACCUGUGGCAUAUUACUUUUGCCACAAUGCCUGCACUGCAACUGACGUAGUGAGGUGCCUUCAAGAAGUCCUGCAUGCAGCAACUACAUUUGGGAGAUUUGAUGUUGUUGCCACUAUUUGUGAUAUGGGGAAAAAUAAUGUGAAGGCCCUUAAAGCAAUGGGAGCCUCGAUACAAACUCCAUAUUUUACAUUUGGCGAAAAGAACAUCUACACAAUGUAUGACCCUCCGCAUUUAUUAAAAUGCACCGUGGCAUUGUUCCGCAAAUAUUCUGUUUUGCUACCAGUUGAAAUUGGAGGCCAAGAACAAAUUAUGGAAGCCAAGUUCCAAGACAUCAUUGAUGCCCAUACAACUGACAAAAAUACCCCAUUUAUUUUCCAAGCGAUGCGGAAAAUCAAAGAUAUUCAUUUGGCACCUAUUAUGCAGUAUAGUAUGAAAGUCUGCAUAGCAGCGCAAGUAAUGAGCCACACAGUUGCGUCGUUUUUAUACAUCUUACUAUCCCGAGGUGAGAUGGAGCAGCGUACUGUGGCGACUGCAACAUUUGUUCAACAAGUUGAUGAGCUGUUCGACAGCUUUAAUGGAAGCCAACUUACACCAGGCGACAAGGAGUUGAAGUGCGCAAUUUCCCAAGAGUCAAAGCACUUGUCGUACUGGGAGAGAGCAUACCAGACUGUGAAAACAUGACAAUUCCAAAGACAUACCAAAACGGCUAAUUUAAAAAACAGCAAUCCUCUAUCACAAAUUGGUUGGUUGAUUUCCAUGCGAGCGAUAAAAGCGAUUUGGGACUGUGUUCGGCUUCAAGGGCUUGAAUAUUUGCGGCCCAGGGCGCGUAUUCUCUAAUUCAGAACCAAAACGUAACGUUUUGAAAACGCUUAGCGUAAUGUGAGACGUCAAAGUCAUGACAAAGCGACAAGCACAUCGUCAGUCAAUUGAAUUUGGUAUUCUGUAUUGCCAACCGUUUUCCAAUAACCAGUCGUUUCGAAAACGGUGAGCACUUGCUGGCAACACAGCAUAACUUCUCUGUCAAUUCUAAUUUUUUUUAUUGUUGACAAUCGUGACUUUUCUAACUUUAUCUAAUGUCGAACACAAAAAAGCAUUACUCCGCUUUGCAAAAGCGAAUGUUAUUAGAAUUCAUCGAGGAGAACCCGGACAUGGUAAAACAAAAAAUUUCAAACCAAUAUACGGCUUCCGAUAUAAGGACGCUCUAAGGGGAUAUCCAGACUCGCCUAGUAAAUAGUAACUGCCUCUGUGUUCUCGUGGGAGGUCCCGCAGAAAAGUAAAAAUAUUAGAAUUUUGCCAAACAAAACUGUCGUGGGUACUGCCCGGAAAUCUGGCAUUCACAUUGGUUAUUUUGAGUUCUUCAUCACAAAUAAUUUGGACAUUUAAAGAAUGAUACCGUUUCCGAUUUAUGUACAAAUGUUCGUUUUCGAUGGGAGUAACGAUCGAAACAUGAGUGCCGUCAAUACACCCAAUAAUACCCGGUAAUCCAAAUUUAAUGAAAAAUCUUUGCCGAAUGUUUGUUAGUUCCUCAAUUGUUUGCGGAAAUUUAAUGAAACGGUAUAACAUAAACGGAGUGUUAAAGGCGUCUAUAAUUUCGUGAAUUGCCCGCGACACAGACGGUUGGCUGAGUCCAACAGUGUAGUUACCUCCUACGUCGAGUUGGUAACUACCGCCGGCAAAAAAUCUUAGAGCAGCAAGUAACUAAAUUAAGAGAUGCAAUGAUAACUUUUUCGUAAUAAAAAUAAAUGUUUAUACCUUUGUCCGAGUAGUUAGGCCUAAACAAUUUAAUAAAACGAAAAUCAGACAAGUCAAACGGAUCGACCGCUUCAAUCCGAACUCUUUGCUGAUUUUCACCUUUUUCAACAUUUUCUAUAACAUUUUGGAUUAAAAACUCAUUCAGAUUUGCCAUUGCAAGAAAUUAUGAUUUUUUUUUAAAUGUCACAUACGAAAACGACGAGCAAAACGCAACCUACAGCUUACCGUUUUCAAAACGGUCAGCGUUUUUGCGAAUGCGAAACGUAAGACAAAUAGAGAAUACCAAAUUUUAAAUUUGUUACGUUACCAUGCGAAAAUUGACGUCAUAAACGCUUUGCGUUCUAAAACGCUAAACGCAAAUGAGUUAGAGAAUACGCGCCCAGGUCGCUAAAUCAAGACGCACUAGAGAAUCUGUUUGGCGCUGUGCGAGGAGGAUGUGGCAGCGGAGACAACCCCACAUGUUUCCAGUUUAUUGGAAGUUUGAAAAUUCAAAUAUUAAAUGGAUUAACAACUCAGAAAUUGGACGGCAACUGUGAAGCUGAUGAGCAUGAGUUGUUAACCAAUCUCCAACAAUUUUUAAGUGUUGGACCAACAAGUCAGAGUACUGAGGAAUUAGGAGUAACUCCGUUAGCUCCAUCGUCUCAGCCCACAUCAUCAGCAACCGCCACAUUACCAGCAACUGCAGCAGAUAUUUUCAACGAUGCUGCCGAAUGUGUAGCUGGUGGAAAUACGGAAAUUUUGUCUGUGGCAUACGUAAGCGGGUACAUAAGUGGUAGAAUUUUGUCCAAAAUAGAAUGUGAUAUGUGUCAUGACCUCCUCACUGCAGAACCAGAUCAGCCACACAAUAUGUUUAUAACAUUUAAAGAGUGGUCUGAGAAGCAGCAGAAAUUAAGCUACCCUUCAGACAGUUUGGUAACAUAUGUGUGUGCUGCAGUAACUGCAUUGGAAAACUUUCUACCAGCUUUUGGUGGUAAAACUGGUGUGACAAAGGAUACUAUUCAGCAAAUUAUUCAAACAGUUCCGUCUGCCUGGUUUACAUGUGACCAACAUAAAGAAUUUUAUUUUACGGGCUAUAGCAACAGGUGUAUGUCUAAUAGGAAUACCAUGGUACUGCAAACGGCAGAAGGCUGAAUCGAUACAAGCUAAAAAGGCAAAGAAGUCCAAAUCCACGAUGUCAAAAAAAAUGAAAAAGCUGCAGCACAUAUAAAAUUACAUUCAGUUUAACGAUUCCUUAUAUUUGGGAUUGAAUUUUUAUAGUCGUUAAUGUCACAUUAUGCUUCAUGUAGCACUUGUUGCCAUAUUAUACUCUCCUAUUUAUGAA